Messenger RNA from Dryobates pubescens (Downy woodpecker), 2115 nucleotides. It is a transcript of the gene ARL14EP, whose product is annotated as ADP ribosylation factor like GTPase 14 effector protein. The transcript is spliced from 5 exons. The record is from RefSeq and is a predicted model, not a curated record. Bases 439 to 1221 code for a protein of 260 amino acids. Lineage: Eukaryota; Metazoa; Chordata; Aves; Piciformes; Picidae. Gene Ontology annotation, cellular component: intracellular membrane-bounded organelle.
CGAAGCGAAGAGUGGUUAAUGGCUGCCUCAAGCACCGCGGCUGUCGCUGGGGGAACGCGGAAGUCCCGUACUGGCGUCCCGGCGCAGCGGCGGAGGACAGUCGUAAGCGGCAAGGUUAUUGUGUUUGGUGCAGUAAGCGCUAAUGACUGGUUUCACAAGUGUGAGCCUUUGGUAUUUGUUUUUUGAUGCUCUCCUAUUUCCAUCAAAGUCGUCAAAGGCAAAAAAGUCCAAAACCCUGCAUACUCCUCCCAGACAAAGGAAGAAAUGCAUCUGAAGCUUCUACCAAGAAAUACAAAUCAAGUGGAUGAGAUACAUAACUUAUGGCACCAGCACUGUCAUUUGAACAAACUGUGGGUGAUCUUCAUAGAGACUACUAAAGACUCCAGAGAAUUCAUUUUUAGGCAAAAUAAGUGAAAUAAGUUGGUCUAAUAAAGUAAAAUGGAUCCUUGCUCAGUUGGAGUUCAGCUUCAAGCUCCCAAUGAAUGCCAUAAGACCUAUUAUACCCGUCACACUGGCUUCAAGACUAAGCAAGAUGUAUCUUCAUCUGACCUACUGUUACUUCAGCUUAGGACUGGAAUAGCCCUUUCAGAGAAUGAUACAAUCUGCUUCCACCAUGCAAAAAUUUACAUUGAAAGAUUCGAAGACUUACAAAAAUCAUGCUGUGAUCCCUUUAACAUACACAGAAAGCUCUCAAAGAAAAGCUUGCGAGCAAUUGACUUAGAUGAUGCAACUUUUCUAAGUGCCAAGUUUGGAAGACAGUUUGUACCUGGUUGGAAGCUUUGUCCCAAAUGUAUGCAGAUAAUAAACGGGAGCACAGAUGUUGAAUCCGAAGAGCGCCAAAGAAGAAAACUUGAUUCAGACGGGCGCACAGCUAAGGCUUUAAAGUCUCUGCAGUUUGCUAAUCCAGGACGACAGACUGAAUUCACUCCUGAGACCAGUAAGAGGGAGAAAAGAAGGCUGCAAACAAAAAAUGCAGCAUUUAAUUCAGACAGGCAAGUUAUACCGGCCAAGAGUAAAGUCUACGAUAGCCAGGGACUGCUGCUUUACAGUGGGAUGGACCUCUGUGAUUGUCUUGAUGAAGACUGCCUGGGAUGUUUCUAUGCUUGCCCCAAGUGUGGCUCCAACAAGUGCGGAGCUGAGUGUCGCUGCGACCGCAAGUGGCUCUAUGAGCAAAUUGAGAUAGAAGGAGGAGAAAUCAUUAAAAAUAAGCACGUUGGUUAGCACAUGCCCACAUUUUCCCAUGCUUUGUGUAAACACUGCACCUUCCUUUGGUGGUUUCAAGAAAGCCACUGGAAUUUAUCACAAUGCACAUGAUUAAGUGUGCUCACUUCUGCAUUCACUUUCAUUGUGGAAAUUGUAAUCGCUGUCUUUUCACACCUCAUUCUACCUUGUACUCAUCCAAGUAAGUAUUCAGUGAACAGUCUUUCAUUGUAUUUAAGUCUAAGGUGCUGAAUAUUUGUGUGAUGCAUCCUGAGCCACUUGCAUUUCAUAUGCUGUUUUGGUGAUUGUACUAUCUUCAUAUAUCCCUCCUUUUUUUCCCCCUCUGGUUCAGGAUCUUGUGGUUUUGAAUCUGUCAUAUGGAACACUGUAAAGAUUCUUUGUGCAUUUACAUGCAGUAUUAGUAAAGCUCUCUCUAUUAAUACUGAGAGUGCUGUACUUUCCAUGUAUUGUCCCUGCUGCAUCUGAAAAAUUCAAUCCUCUUCACUUAAAAUGGAUUCAAAGACACUUAGGAGUUCAGAUCUUAUCCCAAGUUACUGGGAUUUGAGAGCAAGUUGUCCAUACAAAUUGAAACCUCACUGUUUAAAAUGAUACUAAAUUGUCAAGGGACUGAAAAACACGUGGAAGUACUUAGUUAUGGUAUUGGUUUGUUAGUUUCUGUCUCACAGCUGGAACAAUUUUGCAGUAUUUGUUACCAUUCUGUAUUUGGACUGGAACUUCAACAGCCUUCUCCUCAUCUUUUUUCACUUGUUUUUAAGGUAAAGGUUUACAUGCAGCUAAAACAAAUGUGAAUGAGCCAGCUCCUAAAUGCAGACUUGCUAGAAAAAUAAAGACACACACCAAAACUUGAGUUAAAUUUAAAUCUUGGGAUGCAUUAUAUAUCCUCAGAAUAAAAAC